Coccinella septempunctata (seven-spotted ladybird) is the source of this 2348-nucleotide messenger RNA. RefSeq names its product histone H4 transcription factor-like. Gene Ontology annotation, cellular component: nucleus. The transcript has 9 exons. Gene Ontology annotation, molecular function: RNA polymerase II transcription regulatory region sequence-specific DNA binding; zinc ion binding; DNA-binding transcription factor activity, RNA polymerase II-specific. NCBI's taxonomy places the organism in Eukaryota, Metazoa, Arthropoda, Insecta, Coleoptera, Coccinellidae. Gene Ontology annotation, biological process: regulation of transcription by RNA polymerase II. The record is from RefSeq and is a predicted model, not a curated record. Bases 157 to 1698 code for a protein of 513 amino acids.
GCUUCCCUUGGAUACAUUGUAAUACUCAGGAUACUAAUUUAGAAAAUCCUGAUAUUGUACCCCUCCAAAGCUUUAAGAGCAUUUCAUUACAUAUGCAGAUUUAUGUGGAAACUCAGUGUUCAGAUUAAAUAAAAUACAAAUUUCAUUGAAGUAAACAUGAAGAGAAAAGGCCAUUUAGCUGUUUUUGAGAAUAUAUUGGAAGAAAACACAUCAAACCAAGAAGAUGAUUACAUAAAUGAAGAUGAAUAUGAGGUUAAGCCUAAAAUUCAGAAAAGAUUUCAUAGAUUGUCUGAUGAACCCAUCACGUUUUUGUGCCGUUUCAAGGAGUGCUUUGAGGAAUUCAAUGAAUAUUAUGAUUUCGAUAAACACUUGACAGCUCACAUUAAGAAGGAGGAUUUCGAAGGAAAAUCUACUCAUACAUUCUGCAGAUAUGGUGAUUGUGAUUUGAGGUAUAUUAGCUACUUACACGCAAUUCAACAUAUGUCCAUCCAUGCAUAUCACGACAGACUCUGUAAUCUCGGAGAACUUGCAGCUCGAAGAAAUUCCUUACCUGAUUGUAACUUGGAAAACACUUUCACAUGUUCAGAAGUUGAAGAUGUUUAUAAAUGCGAGUGGGACGAUUGUAAUCUCCAGUUAGAUACUAUUUGCAAUUUUUUGGCUCACGUGAAAAUGCACGUCAAUGCGAAUCCAAGGAAGGACUUUAAGAACAAAAUCAAAUGUGAAUGGAAAGGUUGUGGAAAUAAGUAUAACCUGCUCUACCAGUUAUCAAAGCAUAUGCCAGUACAUACCAAGGAUAAAUACAUAGCAUGCUUCACAUGUGGCAAUACAUUUGCUUCAUUGGUUAGAUUUUCAGACCAUAGGAGCAAGCAGAUACCAAUAGAAAAACAAUAUUAUAAAUGUUCCCAGUGUUUGAAACUUUUCGCUACCGAAAGUUUGCUAAGAGACCAUGUUCGAGCUCAUAUAAAUCAAUAUAAGUGUCCAAUGUGCGACAUGACUUGCCCUAAACCUUCUAAUGUGAUCAAUCAUAUAAGAUUCAGGCACCUGGAUUUCCGAUUUUUCAAAUGUAAUUUGUGUGAGCAUUCGGCGAUAUCAAAACAAAAUCUGGAACAACAUCUCAUUACACAUUGUGCUGAAAAGCUUUUGGCAUGUGAUGAAUGCGAUUUUCGAUGUCGAUCAAUUCACACUUUAGAUCGUCAUAUCCAAAGGGAGCAUGUUCAGCACUGGCAAAUUUAUGAAUGUCAUAUAUGUAAAGAGCAAUUUGGAAGAAGUUGGCCCUUGACGAAACAUUUGAUGGCAUCUCACAGUGUGCAACGUCCUUCGGGACAUUCCAGAUUCAGGUAUAAAAGAGACCCUGAUGGAAUAGCCAGAUUGCAAACAAUAAGAUACGAAACGGUGAACGUCAUCAAAGAGAUUAUAGAAAAUAAGUCAAAAGAUAAAACAGUUCCUGAAAGGAAAAAGCUGAGGUGCAGUUUCAAGAGAAAUAUAGAUUGUGAUAAUGGUGAUGCGUUAAUAAAAGUCGAAGUUGAGGAGAUUACCAAAUCAGAAAAAGAUAUUAAAAAAAGAAAUAAAUCAUCUAAUGAUAUUUUAAUGACCAUAAGUGAUAUAGAUAAAGAUGGAAAUGUUCUAGCUGAAGUUACAGAAACACAGAAACUUCUCAUUCCAAAGCAAGAGAUCGGAGAGGAUAUGAUGGAACUUUGAAGGUAGUCAGAUAAAAUUUUUGUGCUUGUCAUGAUUUUUGUUAUCAGUGAUUUAUCACGAUGUUAUAUAAUUAAUUUCCGUAGAAUUAUCUUUUGUUUUAAAUCAUCUGAGCAAUAAUUAGAUUGUUUUGUUUUAUAUUUAUUGCUUUUUAUGAAGCUACAAUUUGGCGUUUUGAAAUAAUUUAAUGUUUUCGUCUUGGUUUCCAAUUUUAAGUCUUCUUGUUAAUAUCAAUAUUUCCACAACUUCAAAGAAUAUUUUUUUCGGAAGAAAUUCAUGGUCAAUUCUGGGGUUUUCAAAGAAAUUAAUGUAGGACAAAUCAACUAUAAACAAAUUAUGAUCAAUUAUAUUCGGAAUCUUGACUAGAUCUUAGAAGCGAAUUUUAAGAAGAAACCUCUGAGUCAUUCUUUCACAUUUUAAAUACUUUUAAGUAUUCGCUUUGUUGAAUGUAGAUGAUUUUUCGAAAUCCAUCAAUGUCCUGCUAUCGGAUUUUUCCGAAUCUUUUAAUUGGAUAUCAGAAAAAUAUUAGUGAAUUCCGUGGAAAAAUUGAUGUGUUAUCUAGAAAUAACAAAAAUUUAAGAUUCAUGAAUUAUGUAUAUUUCAGUAUCACAAUUAUGCCUUAAAUAAAUAAAUAAUUACUUCUUAAUAAGCUA